This is a messenger RNA of Megalobrama amblycephala (Wuchang bream), 19343 nucleotides long. RefSeq names its product adhesion G protein-coupled receptor V1 (gene adgrv1). NCBI's taxonomy places the organism in Eukaryota, Metazoa, Chordata, Actinopteri, Cypriniformes, Xenocyprididae. The record is from RefSeq and is a predicted model, not a curated record. Gene Ontology annotation, cellular component: membrane. Gene Ontology annotation, biological process: G protein-coupled receptor signaling pathway; negative regulation of adenylate cyclase activity; cell surface receptor signaling pathway. Gene Ontology annotation, molecular function: G protein-coupled receptor activity.
UUGCCAUCCUCCACAAAUAGCCUCUCCGCCUGAGGAAGACAGAUCGCUGGGUGGAGCUGUUCCCUAUGUCUCUCAAACCCGGAGGUUAAUGAGAUUAGCACAUCCCUGCUCAGACAAGACAAGGCUCUACCCAAGUCCACUAGUUCAGACGGGACAAGCGCUUAAACGGACUGCAUGGCAGCGCAUGUCGAGAUUCACGCGCAUACACACUCACCUCGCAUGGACUGGAGAAUCAACCCAGCGUCCUGUAAGAAAACCCACUCUUACCCAAACUGAUUGAGCUGUUCAAGAACAACUUCUGUGCAGGAACAGUGGAAGCGCAGCGCGAUUGUCACGAUGUAUUUAUCAUCCCAUUGACGGACACAGCGCUGACCGGUUCAAUUUACCCCGGACCUUUUGUCGUUUGCCUUGAAGUGUUAGCCUACAACAAAGUGUUAGGAAUGCCAGCUGUUCUUGCUCUAGCUGGCCUGGUUCUGAUGCUGCUCACCACAAGUGUCAGGUCCCAGUCGGCAGAGCUGAGGUUCCAGGGCCAGACUCAGUUUGUUGUGAAUGAGAGCAGCAGGGCCAUAGUGCGUCUUGUGGUGGAACGAGUUGGAGAUCCAGUUAAUGUCACGGCUCUCGUUCUACUUCAGGGAGAGGAUACUGGUGACUUUGAGGCCACAACUGCAGCUGCUUUUCUCCUGUCCUCUGAAAGCAGUAAAACUAUCUUCAUUGCUGUGAGGGAUGAUGACAUACCUGAGGCUGAUGAGACCUUUGUGUUCAACCUCCGCCUGCAGAGCUCAUCAAAUGGUGUGAGGGUGGGAACUCCAAAUACUGCCACCAUCACCAUCCUGUCUAAUGACAAUGCCUUUGGGAUAAUUUCCUUCAACUCAACCUCCCUCAUUACUGUGGAGGAGCCAAGAGGUAGAAGCCAGUAUGUGCCUCUCACUCUUCUCCGAGAGAAGGGAACCUAUGGAACUGUGACCGUCAACUUUGAGAUUUUUGGAGGUCCAAACCCUGCCAGUGAAGAUCUCAGUCCAGACAUGGGGAACAUCACUAUUCCUCCUGGUCGUGCUGUUGUAAUUUUCAGCAUCAUGAUACAAGAUGACAAGCUUCCAGAAGAUGAUGAAACCUUCACAGUGCGUUUGACAGAAGCAGCUGGCGGAGCGUUACUCAAUCCUAACAGAAGCAGUGUGCAGAUCAAGAUCUCCCGUAAUGAUGCUCCCAUCCGCUUCUCCAAGCCCACACUGGUUGUGCCGGAGAAUGUCGGUGUCAUUUCUCUUACCGUUACACGUGGUAGAACUGAGGAUGGUCUUCUGAUCGGUUCUGAUGACAGAACAGUAUCUGUGGCCUAUGCAGUAGUUACGGGCAGUGGGGCGGCCAGUGCUACACUGUUGGCAGACUUUGUGGAUCUACAGACAGAGAGGAUGGUUGUUUUCCCUCCAGGGGUCCAUGAAACAGAACUCCGCUUCAGCAUCAGAGAUGACAACAUUCCGGAGAUUGCAGAGUCUUUCCAGGUGGUUCUUCUGGAAGAGACCCUAUUGGGGGACGCGGUGCUGAUGACUCCAAGUAUGGCACUUGUGACCAUCGAACCCAAUGAUAAGCCUUAUGGAGUCCUGUCAAUCAGUCCUUCCCCAAUACAACCACACAUCAUCAAUGAAGACCUGAACCCGAUAUACAAAGGCAUCAUCAUUGUGCGUAAUGGAGGAACUCAUGGAGCUGUUUCAGUUCAAUGGAAUAUUACGAGAAACUCCACAGAUAGGACUCCAGUCUCUGCCGACCUUAACCCUGUGUCGGGUACCCUGAGGUUUGCUGAGGGCCAGAUGAAUGCUGUACUGCCUUUAAACAUCACUCAGGACAACCUUCCUGAAGAAGCAGAGGCCUUCCUCCUCAGAUUGAUCCCAGGAUCUGUACAAGGAGGGGCUGAAGUGGAUGAGCCUAUGGAAAUGCUAUUCUUCAUUCAAGAUAGUGAUGAUGUUUAUGGUCAAUUUGGCUUUCAUCCAAGAAAGAAUCAAAGUAUUCAGAGUCAGCCAGAGGGACGCUUCCUGUCACUUAGCUUCCUCCGAGAAGGGGGGACCAUGGGAGAGGUACGACUUACCCUAACUGCCCUCUACAUACCUGCCAGACCAUUGGACCCCUCCCGAGCCAGGGAUGGGGUGCUGAAUGGUACCAGUGUCAACAGUGUGCUGUUCAGUUCCGGUCAGUCACAAGCUCAACUCAUCUUGCCCAUUCGAAAUGAUGCCUUUCUGCAGAAUGGGGCUCAUUUCCUCAUACAGUUGGACAGUGUGCAGUUGGAGAACAUCACCCCACCAAUCCCAUCUGUGAGUCCUCGUUUUGUAGGAGCUUUGAACAUCUCCCUGAUCAUCACACCUGAUAUUGCUAACGGAGAGAUUGGCUUUACCAGUAAUCAGACAGUGGUGGCGCUGGAACCAGAAGCUUCAAACACCAGCUUGAUAACUCUUCAGCUGAGGCGAGAUGGGACUGAUGGUCAGGCAGUGGUCUUCUGGAGUCUGCGGCCCACUGGCGAGAACAGAGAUGAUGUCACUGAGGGUGACAUUUCACCUUUCACUGGAUCAGUCAUGUUCCUCUCAGGACAAAGUGAAGCAGCGAUUAACAUCAGUGUAAAUGCUGACAACAUCCCAGAGAUCAAUGAGACCAUCAUUCUUACAUUAGACAGGACGAAUGUGGACAAUCAGAUCCUGAAACCAGGUUUCACCAGCCGAGAAAUUGUCAUUUUGGAGAACGAUGACCCUGGAGGAAUAUUUGAGUUUUCACAAGUCUCUAAAGGACCUUGGUUGAUCAAUGAGGGGGAGACAGUUGAACUGAGGGUGAUCAGAGAACAGGGCCAGUUACUCAACCAACUCAUAAGAUAUACAGUGAUUCCUUCUGGAAAUGCUCAGUUUUAUGGUGCCACAGGGAUCCUAGAGUUCCAGCCAGGGGAGAGGGAAGUGAUGGUGGCCCUAGUAGCCAAGCCUGAUGGGAUACCAGAGCUAGAUGAGACAUUCUCAGUGGUCCUUAGCAGCCACAGCACGCCAGCUAGUCGCCUUGGUAACCGAAGGCAGGUCAACAUUACCGUGCGUAAAAGUGAUGACCCAUUUGGGGUCAUUGAGUUCAUUCAACCUGACCUAGUCUUCACCAUCAAUGAGAGUAAAGCCAUGGAUGUUCAGUCAGCAUCCUUCCCCAUUGGGAGAAGCAGGGGUAGGUUUGGGAACGUGUCAGUCUUGUGGAUUCUUGAGCCGACCCAUUCAGGAGACAUUAACCCAGUGCAGGGUGAGAUCAUCUUUGCUGAAGGGGAGUACCUGAAGAACCUGACCCUAUUUUCUGUGCCAGAUGAGAUCCCAGAGAAAAUUGAAAAUUUCACCAUCACCCUUCUGAAUACAACGGGUGGAGCAAGACUAGGAAGCAAUCUCAGUGCAAGGUUAAGCAUUCGUGAGAAUGAUGAUCCAAUAUAUUUUGCCGAGCCUGUGGUUCAGAGAGUACAAGAAGGGGGCGUGGCCAAUUUCACCAUUCUGCGAGCUGGUCUGGCUAAUUUUAUCACCACAGUGAAGUAUCGUUUUGAGUACGGUGCCACAUCACCAGGUGACUUCACUCCACUGAGUAACGACUCAAUGCUGGUCUUUGAUUUUGGAGAAUGGAUGAAGAACAUAUCGGUUGCUGUGGUAGAGGACGACCUACCAGAGACAGAUGAACCAUUCUACAUAGUUCUCUUCAACGCCACGGGUGAUGCAGUGGUAUAUGGUCGACACACUGCUACAGUGGUGAUUGAGGCCAAUGAUGAUGCCAAUGGAAUAUUCUCUCUGGAUUCCACUCAGAAACCAGUGGAGGAGGGAAGAACCAAUAACUUUUAUGUUCUUCGAGACAGAGGACACUUUGGCAAUGUCACAAUAUACUGGCAGCUGUUUGCCAAUGACACCCCCCUUGAACCUCACCAGGAGUUUCUGAACACAUCUGGUUCUAUAGUAUUUCACACAGGGGAGAAGACAAAACCUAUUGUUCUUGAAGCCAUUUCUGACAAGCUCCCAGAGUUUAAUGAGUUUUAUGAGCUCAGACUUAUGAACAUCUCAGGUGGCUAUCCUGGUGAAGGUGGAAAACUGGCAAAGAAAGACCUCAAUGCAUCCGUUCUCAUUCCCUUCAAUGAUGACCCAUUUGGAGUUUUCGCAAUUGCCCCUGAGAGCCUGGAGCGUGAGGUAGCAGAGGAUGUCUUAUCAGUCAGUGACAUGUUAGAUGUCACAUCCUUCACCAUACUUCGACAGCAAGGCACCUUCGGAGAUGUGCGUGUGGCCUGGGAAAUCCUGUCAGGAUCUUUUCCACAUGGUCUGCCACCCAUGGAAGACCUGAUAUUGAUGGCCUCAUUUCCUCAGGCUGUAGAGCUCCGUCCACAUGCCAGGAGACGCCAUGCAGGCACCGAUGCAUUCUUCUUCUCUGGACUUCCAGGAGCUUAUGGGUCCAUCAGUCCAGAAACCCAUCUGCAGGUUCCACAGAACCUGGCUAACUUCACUCUGUCAGUCUGGCUGAUGCCCAGGCCCAAUACAGAUGGGUUUAUUGUUUCUAAAGGCAAUGGGAAUGGAACUAUAUAUUAUGGAGUUCAGGUCCAGACCAAUGAGUCCCACGUUACCAUUAUGCUUCAUUACACAACCAUAGGAUCUAACAGCACACAGGUGGCACGAGCUACUUCAACUAAAUUUGUAGAGGAUAACACAUGGGUUCAUAUCAUCAUUGCUGUGGAAGAUGGAAUCAUUGAGUUUUAUCUGGAUGGGAGCCCAAUCCCUGGGGGGAUUAAGAGUCUAAAAGGAGAAGCCAUUAUAAAUGAUUCUGCACCUAUUAGGAUCGGUUCCAACCCAGAUGGUGAACAGCGCUUCACUGGUCUUCUACAAGACCUCCGGCUGUACUCCAGCUGGCUCAACCGCUCUGAGAUUCACGAGCUACACAACCAACCAGCCAAGACCGACCUCCACAACGUGUCAGGGUACCUGACAUACAGACAGGAGGAGAAACUGAAGUCAUUUUUAGUCGAAGUACGGGACGAUCAAGAAGAGGAGGGUGAGGAGGUUUUCUACCUACAGCUGGUGGCUGUUCAAGGUGGAGCCCGUCUGCCCAUGCCCAGACCUACCUCCGUUCUCAGAGUCAUGAAGAGUGAUAAUGCCAAUGGACUUUUUGGCUUUACCGGUUCCUGUAUACCAGAUAUAUCUGAGGAGGGCUCUAUGAUCUCCUGUGUAGUGGAGCGCACACGUGGUGCUCUGGACCAUGUCUAUGUAAGCUACACCGUUACUCAGGUUGAUUCUCCCGCAGACUUGUCAAAUACCUCCGACUUUGCCAAUUCUACAGGCUCCAUCCAUUUCCUGCCGGGCCAGCGCUCUGAGGUUUUAAACUUGCUGGUUCUAAAUGAUGACCUGCCUGAAGUCGAUGAGCACUUCAGGGUUAAGCUGGUGUCGGCUGAAUCAGGUGAUGGGAAACCAGGUUCCACUCCCACCAGUGGAGCCAGCGUUGACCCAAACAAAGCCAUCAAUAAUAUUACUGUCAAAGCAAGCGAUCAUCCAUAUGGCCUGCUGCAGUUUCAAACUACCCCAGUGCCCGUGGGCAUGAUCAGACCCUCACUGGAGGAGGCACAUGUGACUGUUCAAGAGGAGGUUGGUGUGGUCCGUCUGCUGGUGGCCAGAGCACAAGGACUGCUGGGAAGGGUGAUGGUGGGCUAUCGUACGUCUCCAUUCACAGCUGCUGGUUCAGAGGACUAUGAGGACACAGAGGGAUUUCUAGACUUCUUGCCUGGCGAAAGAUUUAAGUACAUCAAUGUGACUAUUAUAGACAACUUGGUGCCAGAGUUGGACAAAGUCUUCAGAGUGGAGCUGUAUAAUCCAAAUGGAGGAGUGGAUCCGUUUUUUGCUAGCGAAGGCAGCGGAAGUGGCGAGAGUGACACUGACCUCUUUCUUCCAUCCUUUCACUAUCAUUAUGCUAACCUGGGUGCUGCUGCUCGUAUCAUCGUGACCAUCGCUGCCUCUGACGAGGCUCAUGGCAUCUUCCAGUUUAGCGCUGACUCUCUGACUGUGAACGGCACAGAGCCUGAGGAGGGCAGGAGUACUGUAGUGCUGCAGGUGAUUCGUACCUUUGGCGCUCUGUCCAAUGUGACUGUGUUCUGGGAGGCAGAUGCUAAUUCAGAGGGAGAACUUGUUUAUAGAUCUGGCAACGUGACCUUUGAGGUGGGCCAGACUGUUAGAAGCAUCUACCUACUGAUUUCCCAAGAUGACAUUCCAGAACUCGACAAAAGCUUCAGAGUCCGCCUCACUAAUGUUUCUCAUGGUCGACUUGGGAAGGAAACUACUGCCACGCUGACUGUAUUGGCCAGUGAUGACCCUUAUGGACUUUUUGUAUUCUCUGACAACAGCAGGCCAGUCCGUGUGGCAGAAGCAAAUGCUGUCAUCACCCUGACCAUACAGAGGAGAAAAGGGUUAAUGGGAAGAGUGCGAGUGACAUACCGAACAUUGAGGGACACUGAUGCAGCUCCAUAUAGCACACCAGGAGUGGGUCGGGCCAGUGCAGGGAAUGACUUUGUGGCUAUUGUGGAGUCGGUGAUAUUCUCAGCUAAUCAAAGUGAAGUUAAUGUGACCCUGAGGGUACUUGAUGAUGAGGAACGAAGGGCGGAGUCUGUGUUUUUGGAAAUUGUCAAUGUCACUUUGGUUGAAGGGCUGCAACUCAGAACAGUUGCACUUUCCCCUCGACUCGGCCGGAACGCCACAGUUGCUCAGGUCAUUAUAGAGGCCAGCGAUGAUGCUUUUGGGGUGCUACAACUGUCUUCCUCAGCAGUGAGCGUGCCCGAGUACUACACCGGACCUAUAAUAAAUGUAACACGUGUUGGAGGGAUUUUUGCUGAUGUGUCUGUCAAGUUUAGAGCAGUGCCAAUGACCGCUAGAGUGGGUGAGGACUACAGUGUGGCCUCUUCUGAUGUGGUUUUGUUGGAGGGAGAGAGUAGCAAGCCUGUCCCCAUCCUCAUCAUCAAUGAUGUGGUGCCUGAGCUGGAAGAGACCUUCCGAAUUGAGCUUCUCAACCAGACCACCGGGGGCGCUCUCUUGGGGGACCUCACACAGGCCAUCAUUACCAUCCUACCCUCAGAUGAUCCAUUUGGAUCUUUUGUUUUUCAGGCUGCGCCCAUCACAGUUGAGGAGCCAGCAGUAAAUGCAUUUGAGGUCUCCCUACCCAUAAUAAGAAACGCUGGAACCAUGGGCGAAGUCGUUGUCCAGUGGAGAGCCACAGUCAAUGGGAGACCUGCCACUGGUGAUCUCCGACCUUUGUCUGGUGAGGUCAAGUUUGAUCCUGGGGAAACAUUAAAGACACUGAAAGUGGAGGUUUUGGCUGAUGAUGUACCAGAAAUUGAAGAGGUUAUAAAGGUUCAACUUGUAAGUGCCACUAAUGGUGGGAACAUUGGGCCUGAGAAAGAGGUUGAUAUUAUAGUUCCUGCCAACGACAACCCUCACGGAACCGUGUACUUUGAGCAAGCAGUAUACCGCAUCCAGGAGCCACUGGAAGGGUACUCUAUUGCUAACAUUACAGUUCGAAGAAGUGGUGGAACUUUUGGCAUGCUGGAGAUUGUUUACAGCACCUCUGAGGUUGAUAUUGUAAGCAAUGCUCAAAGGGAAGGCCGGGAUUUCCUGGUUUACUAUGAUUCUUCAUUGGCUGGAGCGCCAUCUAAUGCCCUCCGCAGACCCAUCAACAUCACCACAGACACAAACAUCUUGAAUUUCUGUGCAGCGUUCUGCCUUAGAGAGAGAGCUUGCCAAGCUUUCAGCUACAUCAACACCCCCAGAGCGAGUUGCUUCUGGGUAACAUCUGGGGCCAGGCAGUUGAGUUCUUCCCCACAAACCUUCACCUAUUUAAAAAACACCACAGCGGCCGCCUCGCUGUUUAGCUCACAGGCUGUUGCUGGGAGUGACUACAUAACCAUGGCGGCUCAGACCGCAACCAUGCUGGACAGAUCGGGAGUCGCUAACCUCACUGUUCCCAUUUUGACUGACUCUUUGCCAGAGGUGGAUGAGAGUUUCAUGAUUAAAAUCCUGAAGGUUAGCUUGGUCAACAUGACCGCAACUGCCAAGAACUUGCCAAUGAUCCAGCAGCCGGAUGUAGCUUUGGUGACUAUAGGGAUGAAUGGAGAUGCAUUUGGAAUAUUUCUGCUCUACAGCAUUAACCCUAAUGCCACUCAAGAUGGGCUGUAUCUGGAAGUGAGGGAGGAACCCAGAACUACAGUUCUGCUGGUCAUUGAGAGGAGAGGAGGCAGUAUGGGACAGGUUACAGUCGAGUGGAAGUAUGUUGGUGGCAGUGCCGCACCCAAUGCUGACUUCAAUGGGACGGGGGAGACCCUCAUCUUUGCAGAGGGUGAUGUAAAGAAGACCCUUGAGUUUUUCAUCACGGAUGACAUUGAACCUGAAGACAAUGAGACUUUACAGAUUGGGUUAGUGAGUACUGAGGGUGGUAGCCGUAUCCUUCCCAGUUCGGACACCGUCACCAUCCUCAUCCUGGCCAAUGACAAUGCAGCAGGGGUUGUGGGUUUCCACACAGCCUCACGAUCGGUCAUCAUCAGAGAGGGUGAUAGUUUGUCUCUGCUGGUGGAGAGAACAGCUCCUGCUAUUGGAAAUGUCACAGUGGAAUGGAGAAUUGAAGGCCCUCGAGUCUCAAUGACUUUUGCAGACACCACAGGAACUCUCUUUUUCUCUGAGGGAAUGCUAAAUAAUACUAUAGUGAUAAAGCUACUUGAGGAUACCACACCAGAAGAAAGAGAGGAGUACAGAGUUAUCCUGUCAAAUAUACAAACCAAAGGGGUUACCAAGACAGGGAUGGCAGCUCUGAGUGCUCAGGGUCGUGAAGCAGUGGUGAGCGUGGAAGCUAGUGACGAGCCGUUUGGUUUGCUCAGCAUCGCCCCCUCAUCCUUAAAAAUUACCACAGAUGAGAAAGACACCACCAUCCGGAUUUACAUAAACAGAGAGUUUGGUGCAUCAGGUGCUGUAAAUAUAAGCUAUGAGACCGUGCAAGGCUCUUUGCAGGAUCUCAGACAGACUGAGGGAGCUCUAGCCCAACCAGACCAGGACUUCAGAUACGUCUCCAGCUCUGUGAUCAUGCAGGAUGGACAGACAUCUGUGUCCAUCCCCAUCACCAUCAUAGACGAUGACAUCCCUGAGCUGCAAGAGUUUUUCUUAGUCAAUAUAACAUCAGCUGUCCUUAUAACCACCCUUCCAACUGCCCCUAAACUAAAUACCGAAGGCCUUGUAGCAGAGAUCAGCAUCAAUGCUAAUGAUGGAAUCCAAGGGAUCAUUGGCUGGCAAAACAUAGACUACGUGGUAAAUGAGACGAUUGGCGUGUUAAAUCUGGUGGCCUACCGUGAUGCCGGGACGUAUGGAAAUGUGUCCCUGUUCUUUUAUGCCCAGAAUCUAGAGGCUCAGUUGGGUCUGGAUUUCAAUGCCACUCCAUCAAUGAUCCACUUUGUGGAUGGAGAACGGCACAAGUUUAUCGAAGUCCAGAUUUUAGAUGAUGCCAUUCCUGAAGGCGAUGAGACAUUCCAGUUAAUUCUAACAAACCCGUCGGCGGGGCUGGAGCUGGGAGAGAACACUACAGCUACCGUGACUAUUCUGGCCAAUGAUGAUGGUCAUGGAAUCAUAUCCUUCAAUAACAGUGAGCACUUCCUGUUAAGGGAGCCGACCUCUAUGUCAGGUCUGGGGGAGAGUGUGGCCACCCUCUACAUCAUACGAGACCCUCCUCAGGGCACAUUUGGCGCAGUAACGGUCCAGUUCACCAUCACUGAUGCCAAUGGAUCCCUGUACACUGAUGAUCUCACACCUUCCUCUGGAUUUGUUGUGCUUGAGGAUGGAGUCAGAUUCAAGACAUUAGAGAUCUGGGCUGUUCUGGAUGCGGAACCAGAGAUGAAUGAGACAUUCACAGUGACUCUGUCCAACCCAACUGGAGGUGCUCGGCUGGGAGAUUCACUGCAGACUUAUAUCACCGUAUUGCAGAACCAGGCUCCUCUAGGGCUGUUCAGAAUAUCACCAUCAUUUAAUAGGACUCUGGACACCAUGACAGUGGAGGAGCGUGCCGGUACGGUGUACCUGACUAUAUCUCGCAGUAAUGGGCUGGAGUCAGCUGUCAGUGUGGAAUGGGAGACGCGGUCAGGAACAGCAUUUGGAAUGAGGGGAGAGCAGCCAAUGCUGGCUGUGUAUCAGUCAAUCAGGGACAGCUUGGCGUCAGUCUGGUGUGCAGUGCCAAGUGAAGACUCUGCUCUCGUUCUGAGGCUGCUCAGAGGUCCAGCUCAGAACCAGGCUGUGCUCUACAAGUGGCAAGGCAUGUUAGUGCCUGUGGAGUUUGUCAGCAUCCAGAAUCCCAGCUCUUGUGUGAGUUUUACAGUAAAUGGCUCCAGCUAUGUGGCAGUUUCCCAUGCAAACAGCACCAUGUCAUUAACUGCCACAAUCAGUUUAUUUCGCCUUCAGGCUGACCUCAACCUUACUCAAGAGCAGACUCUUACUGUGAGCAGUUUCAGUGUUAAACAUUUCUCCACUGAGCUCCAGCAUUAUUUGAUAGCUUCUAGUGAGAUCUUUGUGUGGACUGGAGGCUCAUUCUCCCUCCAUCAAAGUCUGGGGUUACAGGACAUCACCACAGCCGUACCCUUCAGGCGAGGCAGCAGCAACCUACAGCACCUGGCCGUGUGCAGGAACAGAACAUCAUCGACAUGUCUCAUCUACCAGUGGAAUAAUGGACGUUUCCAAAACCCUCAACCCUUAGCAGUCAAUACUCGAGUCAAGCAAGUGGAAUCAUUUCAGAUGGGUGGAGAUACGUUUCUCCUCAUUGUUACUGAAGGUUUAAGCCCAAGAUGUGAAGUGUUUAUGUGGGGUUCUCAGCAAAGCUUCUUUCAGCAGACACAGUCCAUCCCAUUUCCCGGCCUCUUUUCAGUCCUCCCCUUCACCCCUCCUUCGGGAAUAUCUCACCUGUUGCUUGCAGGUCUAAAUGGUUCAGCCCUGCACUCAUGGAGGUCAGAUCUGAGGCAGUUUGCUGAAGUGCUCAAGUCUCCGUCUGCACAAGAGUUCCUGUAUCUUCCUGUUCCAUCUCUCAAUUCUACCAAGAGUCUCAUCAUAGCCACUGGAGAAUCAAACUCUGUCAUAUAUGAGCUGACUUCAGUGUCCAAUCAAUCUGACUUCAUCCCCAAUUCAGGAGAGCUUUUUUUUCAGCCUGGGGUGCGUGAGCUAGACAUAGCAGUGAAUAUAAUUGAUGAUGAUGUUCCUGAGGAAGAAGAACAUUUUCGUGUCAGCCUCAAGAACCCCAAAGGAGGGGCAGAAAUUGGCUUUCGUGGUCAAGUGACCUUGUUCAUUCCGGCAAACGAUGAUGCUUAUGGGAUUGUAGGCUUUGCACAGAACUCUUUAACGAGGGAGGUGGAUGAGCUGGAGGAUGAUAACCCUGUUUCUCUGAGCAUCGAGAGGAGGAGAGGCAGGUUUGGCAGACUAACAGUACACUGGAGCACCUAUGGUAGUCUGGAUGACAUUUUUCCCACUUCGGGAGUGGUGACAUUUUCUGAGAGCCAGGCUGUUGCUACCAUAUCACUGAAUGUAUUAGCUGAUGACAUUCCAGAGUUAGCAGAAAAAGUCACCAUUGUCCUGACCAAGGUCACAACAAUUGGAAUAACUGAUCCAUCCAGAGGAGCCAUGAUUGACCAUCAGCGAGCCCAAGCAAACCUUACCAUUAAAGCCAAUGGUUCACCCUAUGGAGUGAUUGGCUGGCAUCUGGAUUCCCAGUACUUCAUCAUGCCAGAACCUCAAAAGAGCCCAAGCAAUAUUACACUAAGUAUUGUGAGAGAUCAAGGAGCAUCAAGGGAUGUAUUAGUCUAUUACACCACCAAAGCAGCCCUUCACCUGCCACCUGUCAAUCAGGCUAGUGAGGGGACUGACUAUGUAGCCAAAGAGGCCACAGUUGUCAUGAUGGAGAAUGCUACUGUUGUUUUGGUGUCCAUUACCAUCCUGCCGGAUGAUAUUCCUGAACUGGCUGAGACAUUCCUUGUAAACAUCACCAGAGUUGAACUCUUGGGUGGAGACACAGGAGCAGGACAGCCGAGUGUGAAAAGACCUGGUUUGGAGAUAGCCGAGGUCACCAUCCAAGAGAACGAUGAUCCAAGAGGAGUUCUCAGUUUCAAUGUCUCAAAAGAUGUCUCUGGGGCAGUGCUGGCAUUUGAGGUACCAUCACCUGGAAAUGUCUUUCGCCUGGCCGUCACGCGAAUGGCCGGUAGAUCUGGUAGACUGGUGCUAUACUGGGAGGCACAAGCAGUCACAGCCAGCACUGAAGACUUUAGUCCAUCCUCUGGAAACCUCACAUUUCAAGAGGGACAGACAGUGGCUUAUAUUGAGAUCACCAUUAUUGAUGACACAAUUGUGGAGUCCACAGAGACGUUUAUAGUCAAACUGGUUCGAGUCAUCGGGGGUGCCAGGUUGGGGGACGAGACGUCUGUGGUAGUCAGCAUCCCGGCCAAUGAUUCACCUUUUGGUCGGUUUGGGUUUGAGGAGCUAAUGGUCUCUGUGUCUGAGCCUCAGUUCCUAAAUGACCCUGCUUCCAUAGCUACACUGGCUGUUGUGCGUAGCUCAGGAGGCGAGGGAGUGGUGCAUUUGAUCUGGCUUCUGCAGGAAGAGGGCAGAAAUGACCUAAGCCCUUACAAUGGAACUUUCACUUUUAAUGGGACUGAGUCAAAGAAGACUCUGGUGAUUCAGGCUUUGGCUGAUGCCGUCCUGGAAGGAGAGGAGAGAUUCACCAUCCAGCUUAUUUCUCCAAAGAAUGAGCCAGUAAUUGAUCCAGUUAGAGGUGUUGCUACAGUUGUUAUUCAAGCUGAUGUGGGUGCCCUGGGAACUGUUGGAAUAGCUGAUUCCAGCAGGAACAUACUGAUUGGUGAACCAAGAGACAUUUACAAUGGAACAGCUCUGGUCAGUCUUGUAAGAGGUCCUGGCAUCUUUGGUGAGAUUGAGAUCUUCUGGAACAUCAGCGCAGCUGCAGAUACAGAGUUUGAGAAGACCUCUGGCAAAGUUAUUAUGAAAGACCGCCAAUCUGCUGCUACAAUUCAGCUGAAGGCGCUAGAUGAUGAGAUCCCGGAAGAAAGACAUGUAUAUCAGCUAAGACUGAGCUCUCUAACCCCGGGCUCAGCAAUUAACCCUGACAGACAGCUUGCCACCAUCACCAUGGCUGCCAGUGACCUUCCCCAUGGGCUCUUCUCCUUCUCUCAAGCCUCUUUGCGUGCCACUGAGGAGGACAGAGCUGUAAAUGUGACCAUUGUUCGUUCAAUGGGUCUGUUUGAUAGUGUGUGGGUUAGUUACCACACGGAAGGCAGAACUGCAAUCAGCGGACAAGAUUUUGGACAGUCCUCUGGUCGGCUGCUAUUCAGGCCUGGGGAGAGUUCAAAGGUCAUCACACUGACUAUACUUGAUGAUGACCUUCCAGAAGGACCAGAGGAGUUUUUCCUCAACAUUACUCUAGUAGAGCUACUAAAUGCCAGUUCAAUGGAUUUUACGGUGAGAGAGUAUGGCCUACAGAUUGACCAGCCUCCAGCUAUUGGCAAUCUGUCCUCCCUCAUGGUGAUUAUCCAGAAAAAUGACAACGCUGAGGGGAUUCUGGAGUUUGACCCCAAAUAUGUCAACAUCACUGUUGAGGAAGAUGUAGGAAUUCUGUCCAUCCCUGUACUGAGGCGUAUUGGAUCCUAUGGGCAGAUCACAGCAGAGUUUAUCUCCAAAGGUUUGACUGCUCAACCUGAUUCAGAUUACAUUCUGCUCAAUGGCUCCAUCACCUUUCAGCAUGGCCAAACCAUCAGAUAUAUCAAUGUCUCCAUUGUGGACGACACAGAGAGUGAAGUUAAUGAGAUAUUUGAGAUGCAACUCACUGGUGCCACAGGAGGUGCCAUACUUGGAGCUCAACUAAUUGCACGAGUUACAAUUGCCAAAAGUGACUCGCCAAAUGGUGUGGUACGAUUCAUCAACCAAAGCGCCAUCACCAUUCCAAACCCCAACAGUACCCUCAGACUGACCCUGUUUGUAGAGAGAGCAGACGGGCUGCUGGGAAAUGCCACGGUAUUAUGGCAGAUUUUAGGUCCAAACUCAAAUGAGGUUUUACCAUUAGUAAACACAGACAUUGGUGAACCAGUGAACGGGACAUUCAGUUUCAGAGAUGGGGAAGGGGGUGUACAGAGCAUUGAGCUGAAGAUCCUGCCUCACGGUGAGGUGGAGGUCACAGAGAAAUUUAUUGUCCUGCUUAGUAUCCUCUCUGGAGAGAUGGGCAUUGACCCCAGAGCUGGAUCUGUCACACUCACGAUUGAGAAGUUUGGAGACCCCAAUGGCAUAGUACAGUUCACAGAACAGGACCUGAAAGAGCGCAUUUACAGUGAGCCUUCUGACAGCGAAGGGCCGCUCAAAAUAUCACUCCUUAUCACACGUAGAGAGGGUGUUAUGGGAAACAUCACAGUUUUCUGGGAAAUCCUCAGUGAUGCAGACACAUCAGGAGACUUUGCUGCCCUGCAGGGUUCUGUCACUAUCCUGGCAGGACAGCGUGUGACAGAGAUAGUCCUCACCCUGCUCCCCGACUCUGUGCCUGAGUUGGAGGAAACGUAUGUCCUCCGACUAAUCUCUGUGGAGGGUGGCGCAGAGUUGGAUAAAAACCGCAGCAGUACCCGUUUAAAAGUCCGCGCCAAUGACGAACCCCACGGGGUGUUUGUCCUUUAUUCUCAAAACCAGUCAGUGGUUGUUAACGUGGCGGACCGAAGUAGACAACUCAUUAUCAGUGUUAACAGGCUGGCAGGAGCAUUUGGCAAUGCCAGUGUGGGAUACAGAAUCAGAUUUACCACGCCUGGGCAGAGUUUUACAGAGGACACGCUCACUGGGAACAUACUGGUGAAGGACGGAGAACGAGAGGCCAGCGUUAGAGUGCCAUUUAGUAGCCAGGUGUUCUUUGUGACAGGCUUUAACUUCAGCGUUGAGCUGACGGAUGUGACUCUAAUUGGUCCCCUGCUCAGUUCACCUCCCAGAAUUCAACUGGAAUCAAAGCUGGCUGUUGUUUCUGUUCCUGAAGUGGCAGCUAAUGCUGAGGUUGGAUUUGCCUCUGUGGCACUUCGAGUCUCAGAUAUAGAGAGUGGCCAGUGUGAGGCGCUGGUGACACGAACAGGCUUAUAUGGGAACGUAACCGUCCAAUGGAGCUCUGGGUUCCCUCCUGGCCAAACUCCACCAGGCUACCAGCCAGGAGACAUUUCACCAAGAUCAGGCACAGUAAUGCUUGCCCAUGGUCAGAGGAGUGAAGUGAUCUCUCUUAGUGCUGUUAAUAACAUGUCAGUUGUCUCAGCACAUGCCAUUUACCUGACCUCUGUAGAGUCGGAGUCACCUGGUGGAGCCCGUCUCAGGAUUGGUUACACAGUAGCUGAGGUGGAGCCAUUAGGAUUGUAUCAGUUUCAUCCUGAUUCUCGGCAGCUGGUAAUUGAGGAGGACGUGCAGACCAUCACCCUCUACGUCCAGCGCCUCUACGGCUUUCGCAGCAACCGCUCCAGCAUCUCCUACAAGACAUGGCCUGGCACUGCCCAACCCGAUAAGGACUUUGCACCGGUAGCAGACGGGCAGCUUCUGUUUGAUUCCCGCCAAACAUCAGCUGCCAUUCGACUGUCCAUUCUAGAUGAUUCCCUAACUGAACCAGAUGAGAAUUUUUAUGUGAACUUAACCAGCGUGCUUGUUCUCAGCACCAGUUUGCCUUCGAUCGCAGCUCAGCCUCGCAUUGUGUCUCAGUAUAGUGUUGCUACAGUUACCAUUCGUGGUAACGAUGUUGUUAGUGGAUUUCUGAGCAUAGGACCAGCGAUAAUAAGUAUUUCUGAAGACAGUCAGGAAGGUGCGCCCCAACAGAAGCUUGCCUUAAGAGUACGUAGGUCGGUAGGGUUUACAGGAGUGGUGAGUGCCAAAAUCAGGGCUUAUUCAGGACUCAGAACCUCAGAAGGGGAUGCAGCCCAGUUUCAUCAGGAGCAUAAUGGCACAUGGGCCUUGGAGGGGGAGGACUUUGCCUUGGAGACCCAAACUGUCACGUUGUUGGAGGGACAGAACGAGGUGGAGGUCAGUGUCCUCAUACUGAAUGAUCAGGAGCCUGAGGGGCAGGAGGCCUUCUUUAUCUACCUCAGCGAGGCAGAAGGUGGAGCACAGAUUGUCAGUGUGCCAGAUGAACUGGGGUUCACUUCCUUUGCCAAAAUCAUUAUUCUGGGGAGUGACCUUCAGAAUGGUAUAGUUGGCUUCAGUUUGAGCUCUCAGUCGGGUCAGAUCUUGGAUGAGGACUCAGUGAACAGGACAGCAACACUCUUUCUGCAAAGACAGGAAAACAGAGCAUUUGAAGAUGUGUUGGUGUUUUGGCGGGUCACAUUCAGCACUACAGUUCACUCAGUGGUCAGUCAUGGAGUGAAUCUGACCAGAGAGCUGCAGCAGACCUCGGGCACAUCUGUCUGCAGGAAAGGAGAAGUUAUCUGUGCCCUCAAGCUGGAAGUCCGGCCAGACAAGGACCCAGAGUAUGAGGUGUGGUUUCUGGUGGAGGUCUAUAAAGUGGGUGAGGGUGCCACCAUAAACCAAACUGCCCGUUUUGCCAAUGUCACCAUGCUAGAGAGUGAUGACCCACGGGGGCUGGUGUACUUUGCCCAAGGCUCCAGACUACCUGUGGUCACCCUCAAAGCCACAAGUGUCAGUCUUCAGGUCUACAGGGAUGCCAGUACAGCAUCAGCUAUAUCUGUGAAGUACCGCAUGCAGGAGCUUCAGAAAGCAGAAUCUAUUGGACCCAAUCUGAUUUGGCCUGCCGUGGCAGGACAGGACUUCGUCAUGGCAGAGGGCACCCUGACUUUUGAGAUUGGACAAAGAAGUGCCGGUCUGGACGUGGCCCUUACGCCAAGGACCGGUUCCUCCAACCCAACACCCAAGCGGUUUCGCGUGGUUCUUUCUGAUGCCACCGGUGGUGCACGGGUUCACCCAGAAUUUGGGCUGGCUAAUGUCACCCUGGUUUCGGACUCGGAGGCUCAGGCAAUAUGGGCCCUGCUGGACCAGUUACAUCAGCCUCUGGAUGAGACCAUCAUCAAUCGGGUUCUGCAGGGACUUAUCAAUAAAGUUAGUAAGGACAUCACUCCAGAGCAACUAACAGCAGUGUUAGAUGCACUAAGCAAGAUUCUAAAUGACGCUGAGCAGACUCCUCUAAAAGAAAGCAGCCGCGGCUUGACCUAUGACCUCCUGUGUGCCAUGGCAAACCCCAGCAGAGCGGACACUCGAGGACUGAGCCAGCUCGCUGAAGUGGCAGAGCGUUUUGCCUUCAGCCUACUCACGGACACUGAGUGUGGGACAAAGGAAAAGAGAGGCACAACCAUACUGGAUACUUGCCCGUAUUUCACCAUAGCUGCUCACCACUGGUACCCCACUCAGAUCAAUGGCCACACAUUUACAGGCAAAAACACAGACACGUUCACUCUGCCUGAGACCCUGCUGGAGGUGCCAGCCCUUCCUGCCGACAGCAUGGCCCCAUCCGCUUGCCGUAAAGUGCACUUCACAGAAUACAGUACUGAGCACUGGUUCCUCACCAACACAAAAGCCAGCGCAUUAAAUGACAAGGUUUUCUCAGUCAGUCUUAAUGGCAGAGGCUCUAAACCUCUCGCUGAUGGUCAAGAGGUUGUUUACCGCAUACACACUCCAGAUCGACGUGGAAAACCUCGCCAAUCUCUGUGCCUGCUUUGGAAUCAGGCUGCCGAGAGCUGGCUGUCUGAUGGUCAGUUCUGUCGUGUGGUGGACGACAGUCAGAAUUUUGUCGAGUGUGCCUGUACGCAUCUGUCCGUCUACACAGCAUAUGCAGAGACAGGAAGUUUUGCUUCAUUCAACGAGGCCUUCUAUGCUGCUGGUUUCAUUUGUAUCUCAGGGUUUGCCUUGGCCGUUGUGUCUCAUGUACUGUGCUCUCGAUUCCUCAUGUUCGCUGCCAAACUCCUCACACACAUGAUGAUGGCCUGCUUAGGGACUCAGAUUUGUUUCCUGGUGUCCGCAUUCCGGGGGCGUAUGUUCUCAGAGGAAAGUUGCGCUACUCUUGGCCUCUUCUUCCAUUACUUCCACCUCAGCCAGUUCAGCUGGAUGCUCAUACAGGCCAUAAACUUCUGGCAGAUAUUGGUGAUGAAUGAUGAGCACACAGAGAGACGCUAUCUUCUCUACUUCCUGCUCAGCUGGGGACUUCCUGCUCUGGUCAUCAUCAUUCUGGUUGUGGUCCUGCUGGGAGGUUUUGGAUGGAGCAUACAUAGUGUGUAUGGCCUGGUGCAAGGAGAUCUAUGCUUCAUCCCAAAUGUAUAUGCUGCUCUCUGUACGGCCGCCUUGGUUCCUCUCAUUUGUUUGGUGGGGGUGCUGGUGAUCUUCAUCCAUGCGUAUCAGGUCACUCAGCAGUGGAAGGCUUAUGAUGACAUCUACCGAGGCCGAACAAACAGCUCAGAGGUGCCCAUGAUGUUGUAUCUGUUUGCUCUGGUGACUCUGGUCUGUCUUUGGGCUGGAUUGCACAUGGCCUACAGAUACCUGUGGAUGCUGAUCCUCCUUGUUAUCUUCAAUAUCUUUCUGGGUCUGUAUGUGUUUUCCGUGUACUUCAUCAUGCAUAGUCAGCUCUUCUGGCCAGCUAAGGCAACCUACACCGUGGAGAUGAAUGGUCACGGCAGCCCAGACUCCAUGUAUCAGAGCACCGGUGUCGCUACCGUCGGUGGAGGAGAAAUCAGCAAGUCCACGCAGAACCUCAUCAGUGCCAUGGAAGAGAUCUCUGCAGACUGGGAGAGAGCUUCACUGAGGCCCAGCAGUCAACCCAGCAGUGUUUUCAAACAGAGUCCUCAGGACGAGACCUACAUCACAGAAGGAGGGUUCAUCAACACUAAUUUGGUGCAGGACGAGGAGUCACAGGAGUUUGAUGACCUCAUAUUUGCCUUAAAAACUGGUUCUGGCCUUAACGUGAGUGACAACGAGUCAAUCCACGGCAGUCAUGAUGGAGGUAGUGUGGCUAACUCUCAGAUCGUAGAGCUGCGGCGGAUUCCAAUCGCAGACACACAUCUCUAACCUCACUAUUUUUUUGUACUGAAAAUUGUAAAAUAAAAACAAUAGUUUUUGUUUUUUUUACUGUCUCUGCCUUUGCACUAAAUAUUGUUAGUUUUUAAGUUGUCUUUUUUUAUAUGUGGAAAUCAAAAUUGUUUUUUUUAAGUAUAUACAUUUGUGAAUAUAAUUAUCACUAAAUUAAUUUGUGAAGGUUUAGUAUUGGUUUGACUGGAAAAAUCAUAUAGAUUGAUUGGAGGUCUGGCCAGUGCGCCCCAUAAUUCUGCUGCUUGAUUUGUGUAACACCAAUAAUAAAUGAUUCAACCACCA